This is a messenger RNA of Solenopsis invicta (red fire ant), 2892 nucleotides long. RefSeq names its product nuclear envelope phosphatase-regulatory subunit 1 (gene Cnep1r2). Bases 292 to 684 code for a protein of 130 amino acids. The record is from RefSeq and is a predicted model, not a curated record. Gene Ontology annotation, cellular component: cytoplasm; Nem1-Spo7 phosphatase complex. The transcript is spliced from 4 exons. Lineage: Eukaryota; Metazoa; Arthropoda; Insecta; Hymenoptera; Formicidae.
GCCCUCGGGGCCCCUUGGUAGUCAUAAAUUUUUGCUCAGGGUUAACGAUCUUUAAAAUAUCUUCUCGCUGGCCGAAUUAAAAAACAAAGAGUUUAUUUAAAAGAGUUUAUUUUGUUGAUUUAUUACAGAUCAAAAAACUUCGCGAGAAAGCUUUGUGAACUGCAUUCGUUACGGCACUGUUUAAGAUGCAGUCGAUGCAGUGUUUAUCUUUCGAUUACUGUCCAUUAUCAAAGUCCUCAUAGAUUUUCUUCGAUCUCGGACAAAUGCGUGUCCUUGAUAUCGUAAAAAAUUAUGUCGUUGGAUCAGACAGUAUGCGAAGAUCUGAAAGCUUUUGAGAGGCGACUCACUGAAGUUAUCGCUAGCCUGCAACCGGCCACCACACGAUGGAGAAUGCUGUUGGGUUUAAUGUCUAUUUGCACCGCAAUUGGGGCUUGGCAUUGGUUGACAGAUCCCAACACCUCAGCAGUAUCUUUCACACAGAGUUUAUACAAUCAUCCAUUCUUUACGAUGGCUAGUAUAAUAUUAGUGAUUUUGUUUAUGAUGGGAGUACACAGACGAGUGAUAGCACCCAGUAUUAUAACUCAACGGGCCAGAAGUGUGCUUGGUGACUUCAAUAUGAGUUGUGACGACACUGGAAAGUUGAUCCUCAAGCCGACAAGACCUCCUCAUCCUCAUGAGACUUAGAAUAUUCGUAAUAUGAUAAUAAUUAACUAAUAAAAAGUAUUUUCUUUUUGUAUUACAAAGUUGUUCCAAGAAUUAUGACGAGCCAACAAUUUAGAGCUGUAUUUUUUUAAACUUUGAGUUCUAGUGAGUUAUACAUAUGUGAUCUCCUUUUCAAUGCAUAAUUUAGACGUGAAUACGAUAUGCAACGUGUGCAAGCAUAUAUAAAAUUUUGAAAUUUUGAUUUUUUUUAGAAUGUUUUUUAAAUGAAUGCUCUCUCGUAUGUGAUUAUAUUUGAAUACUGACACUUUGAUUCUUUAGAACUGUUAUUUAUAAGAUAUCGCGAUGAAGUGUAAGGAGAUUUUAAUAAGAGAUAGCAAUAGUUGAAAUUUCAAAAAUUGUAAUUCCAAAAAUGUCUGAAAAUUUAUUUCAAGCGUCAUGAGUAAAAACUAAAAUAUUAACAAAACUUCAGGAGAUCAUAAUGAUAAUUAUCUCAUCAGAUGAGAUUUAAUUUAAAAAGGUAGUAACUAAAGUCAGGGUUGAACAUUUAUGCAUAAAAUAUAAACAAUGUGCAUUACUUUUGUAUAAUGUAAAUUAUAUACUAUAUAACGUGUCAUCUAAAUAAUAAUCUAUGGAUCGUCGAGGAUUCAUUAGAAAUAGUAGAAAUUAUUUCAUUUUUUAAAUAUAUAUUUUUAUUUCGUCAACACUAAAGUCAUAUAUUAACAAUUUUAGAACUCAAUUACUUUUUUCCGUAUUGUUUCCAAUUUGUAUUGUUUACAGAUUUGCAUAAACAUAACAUAAAUACGUAAAUGUAAAUAAUUUAAAUAGAUGUAGUCUUGAAAUUUAUGGCGCAAUCCUGACUGAAGUUUAUGAAACUGUAAUUCUCCGAAACCGCAAUGUAUAUAACGAUCAAAACAUUUAUUCGUAGUAAUAUUUUGCAAAUUACAAUUUUUACCAUUCUCAGUAUGCACAGUUUCGCAAUUUGUCUUUUCAAAAUAGUUACAUGUACAACAUUAUAAUCUAUGCGGACUACCGUUCAGUCAAAUAUUUAUGAGGAGUGGUCUCGUCAGUUCUGAAAUCGUACUAAACUACAGUAUGUAAAGUCCUUAGACACUUAAUAUUAUUGCACAAUAUUAUACUGAUCAUUUGGAGGCAAUAUUGAGGAUUUGUUUGUACAAUAUAUUAUGCAAUUUGUUUCCAUUAAAUUAUGAUCUUGUUAAUCAGGCAUUGAUAACUCUUGUCAUAAACAUUUUGUCAAACGCAAUCGCUACAUAUUUUUAAUAACAAUUAGAUAAAAUCAUAGUUAGCCAUUAAAUUCAGAAUUAAAAAAAAAAAAAACUUUGUAUUUAUGUUAAAACCGUUUUUGUUAAAAUAUUUGUAAAAUUUUACCUAUAUUAUCAUUAAAUCCCAAACAAUUUAUGCUAUGAUUAUUCUUAAAUAAUUAAAAUAAUAUAGACUGUUUCUUAUGCUGAUGCUCGAUCCUCAUCAUUUUUCGAAUUAAGAUAGAUUACGUGAUUAAAAGUAUCAUUCAAGUUUUAUUAAUCAAUGUUAGUUCUGGUAGCAUAAUCUAUUAAUAUUAAAAACAAAGGAUCACAAAUUGGCAAUUGGUACUGAAAAUAUUAUGCAAUAGUACCCACAGACAGCCUAAUAUUUUACAAAUUGCACAAUAUAUUUAAAAAAACUUUUGCUUGACACAAUGUAUUGCACAGGUCAUUAAUACAGUCUACAGAUGAUCAGUAAUAUUGUGCAAUAUUAAUGAGUAUCUAAAAAUCAUUUAUAUUGAAUUCUAAGGAAUAUUAUUGUACAAUAAUAUUGAGUGUCUAGAGACCGCUUAAUAUAUACAAUGAUAGUUACACAAUCUCUCGGAGCACUAUCUUCAAUGCAUCUGUCGAUGGAUUGCGUAUUCGAAAAAUAUUUUGUAAGAUGUCCGUAACAAUUAUAGUAGAGAUUCAAUGCACAAAGUAAAAUGUAUAAAAUACUGCACACCAUCAUUUUUUCCAAAUACGUGUGUACAUACGUGUACACCUUGUUGUGAAAGCCUUGGAAAGCCUCGGUUAAUGUAUCAAUUCUAAUUUUGUGAUUAUUUCACCAAAUAGAUUACAAACUGAAUGUUUACAAAAUGCUUUACUUUUAAGCAUUUUACAGUUUUCGUAACAAGAAAUUUGAUUAUAUGCGCCGUUUAUAUGAGAUAGAUUGUUGAUAGCAUACAAAAUAAAUUGUACAUGUCUUACA